Molecule: messenger RNA, 918 nt
Organism: Mucor velutinosus
Lineage: Eukaryota; Fungi; Mucoromycota; Mucoromycetes; Mucorales; Mucoraceae
Exons: 6
Coding region: 1-918 (305 amino acids)
Source: RefSeq, a predicted model, not a curated record
AUGACUGUACCUGAGAAUUCUGCUUUUCCUUUAGGAUACUUUUACAUUGUAUCCAAAUUAAAUGAACUCGUCCUUGAUAUUCGAGGUGAUCCUGACAAGGCCACGAUCUCUUCCAAAGUGGUGAUGGCAACCAAGAAGCCUGUUUCCCCUGAAAGAGAUAGUCAGCUUUGGAUCCAUCAAAAUGGCUUUUUGACCAACAAAUUAACAGGCCUGGUUUUGGACAUCAACAAGGCUGAAAGCUUUAUUGCUAUUUUCACAAAGGAAUGCCGCCUCUACUUGGAUAAAAUGAAGGAGCAAGAUGCUGCCAACGAUCAACGCUUCGGAUACGAUGCCGAGACCGGCUAUAUCUAUGCUUUAUCCGAUCCUGAUUUGGUGGUUGAUAUCCGCCACGAAGACAUCAACGAAGAUGCUCGUGUCAUGAUCUACAAAAAGAAGCCUUUAGAAGAAGCUAAAAACCAACUUUGGACUAUUGAGUUGGCUGACCCCCCUCGAAAAAUUGAUUCUGAUGACGAAGACGAAGAUGAUGGUAAGCGCGAACGUAUGAAGGCCUGGUUUGGUAACUGGAAGGGCUGGGGACACAAGAAACGUGAAGUUUUAUCCGAAAAAGAAUUGGAGGAAGCCAACAAGAAGGUCUACAAGGAGAAAAAGCCAAAGGCGAGCUACGAACUCAUUGCUGCUGCUGCUGCUUACGAAGCUGUCAAUGUUUGGGAGCAAAAGCAAAAAGAGGACGGAAAAGAUGUACACCAUGCUACUGCCAAAAAAUUCAUUGCUAGCUACGCUGCCAAAGAGCUUGUCAAGUUGCUCCAAGAACGAGGCGCAGAGGGCGAAAUUGAGCAUAAUGAGCACAAACGGGAUUUGAUUACCAACAUGACCAUGUCCGCAGCUACAAACUACUUUGAUUCCAAGCAUGGCUAUUAA